Messenger RNA from Ostreobium quekettii, 4617 nucleotides. The record is from the annotation of a GenBank genome assembly. NCBI's taxonomy places the organism in Eukaryota, Viridiplantae, Chlorophyta, Ulvophyceae, Bryopsidales, Ostreobiaceae.
AUGGACGUUGGGCAUCAAAUCCAUGUGGACGCAAUGGGCGUCAGCGCCCUGUCCGCGCGGGGGCAGCAGAUUGGGGCCAGUCACAGCGCCGCACACGCUGCUGGAAGCCGUGCUGUGAUGGGACCUAAAUGUAGAGAGCGUGUGAGGGAACGCCGCGGCCAUGUCCGCCGCCGCAGGAUGGCCAUUGGGGCGUCGGUUUCAGACCUGAAGAGCAAGACGGAGACGUUCGUUGAGAAUCUGGUGGAGGAUGAUGUGGAACCUGACCAAGAGGACGAUGAACUGGCGGAUAUGCGGUCGUCUCUGUCCCGCUUUGAAGCAGAGGCCCAGGAAGUGCAGUCGAAGAUCGACACUCAAUACAGGAAAAUGUUCACAGGGAGAGUCGUUCGCCUGGAGGAACGAAAGAAACCAUACAAAGUGGAUGUGAAGAAUGAGGAAGCAUUUGCACAACUGGGCAAGGACGAACCAAAGGUGAUGCAGCGCAUGCUGUCAGAUAUAUCCAAAGCCAGUGCGAACAAGUGGCGCCUAUUCCAGUCAGAUAUUGUGUCCCUGAAACUAGUGAGGACACGGCUUGACCGCCAGAUUGAAGAACUCUCCACAGCAAUCGCUGCUGCUGAGCGUAAGGCUGCAGUUCGCGAGGUGGCGAUGGGGACUGAGGAGUCUGAUGAACCAUCGACGUCGGACUUGGGGUCAGCAGCAGAAAAGGGGCCCCUGCAGGGCAAGAAGAGCAUGAGGGUUGUGCUGGUGACUGGCUUGGAGUCUUUUAAUGGAGAUUUGUACGAAAGGGCAGCAAGGGAAGCCUCGGAGCGCUGCCCGGCCAUAGCAAUUGACGUAUUCAAUGACCGGGACAUUGGGCUCCAGCCAGAGAAGUUGGAGGCAGCGCUGCAGUCUGCAGAUGUGUUCUUUGGCAGUCUGCUUGUCCAGUAUGACGAGGCAGAGUGGCUGAAGAAGCGCAUCGGCCACAUCCCUGUGAGGUUCGUCUUUGAGUCAGCACUGGAGAUAAUGACAGAGACCACUGUGGGAUCAUUCAACAUGUCAGGUGGCAGCCGUCCAGGCGCUCCCCCAGCAGUCCGAAAAGUGCUCUCUCUCUUCGGCUCCAAGCGGGAGGAAGACCGCAUGGUGGGCUAUCUGUCCUUCUUGAAGAUUGGCCCCAAACUGCUGAAAUUUCUACCAGGGUCUAGGGCCCGGGACCUGCGGACGUGGCUCACAGUCUACAGCUACUGGAACCAGGGAGGGCAGGAGAACAUGGUGUCCAUGUUCAUGUACAUGGUGGAACAGUUCCUGGGCCCUUCUGGCGUAACAGCAAAGCCUGUUGUGGAAACACCCACCACUGGGUGCCUGCAUCCAGACUACCAGGGCUACUUUAGAUCGCCAAGGGAAUACAUCAAUUGGUACACUAAGAGUGGCCCGAAAGAGACAAGGGAUGCACCAGCUGUUGCAGUUAUGAUCUACCGCAAACAUGUCAUCACUGGCCAGAUGUAUGUCAGGCAGCUCAUCAGGCUGUUAGAGCAGGAGGGUCUGAAACCCAUCCCAAUAUUCAUCAAUGGAGUGGAGGCUCACACGAUCGUUAGAGACCAGCUCACAUCUGCAGACGAACAAGCCCUUGUCAAGACUGGAAAGCUGAAGAAUGCGACACUGAGGAAGGAUGCUGUUGAGGUCAACGCUGUGAUCAACACCAUUGGAUUUCCUCUUGUUGGGGGACCUGCUGGAAGCAUGGAGGCAGGCCGACAGCAAGAUAUUGCAGCUGCCAUCCUGGCCUCCAAGAACAUUCCUUAUGUCAUUGGGGCGCCUCUGCUGGUGCAAGACUUGGGGAGCUGGAUGCGGGAUGGCAUAGCAGGUCUGCAAUCUGUCGUUCUCUACAGCUUGCCUGAGCUGGAUGGGGCGAUUGACACUGUUCCUCUGGGGGGCCUUGUUGGUGACAACAUCUUCCUCAUUCCUGAACGUGUGAAGCGCCUGGGCUCUCGGAUUCGGAACUGGAUCAAAUUGAGGCAGACCCUACCUUCAGAGAGGAAGGUUGCGAUACUUGUGUAUGGAUUCCCUCCUGGUGUUGGAUCGACAGGCACUGCAGCACUUCUUAAUGUGCCAAAGUCCUUGAAGACUGUCUUGCUAGAGUUGAAGGCACAGGGAUAUGAUCUGGGAGAUUUCUCUGAUGACAUUGAUGAAGAGACAAUCAUUACUGCCCUUAAGCGGCAGGAAGAUCAAACUGCAAUAUUCAGAGGUGCUGACGGGAUCAAAAAGAUUGGGGUCGGUCAAGCUGCUGAGUACGGAGCUCAGCCAUUGGCUGCAGAGAUCAACCCCAGGCAACUGCAGCAGAUGCUGACAUACCCCCGGGAAUGGGGACCCAGCGAAUGGGGACCCAUCCCUUUUCUUCCAGACAAUGAUAUCCUGUCCAAGAGAUUAGAGAAGCAGUGGGGGGACAUGACCCGCUACAGAGGCAUCGCCACAUCCGCUGAGGGCAACCUCCUUGUCAACGGCUUGCGAUUUGGCAAUGUCUUCAUUGGUGUUCAACCUGUGCUUGGAGUGGAAGGGGACCCUAUGCGUUUGCUCUUUGAAAGAGACUUGACGCCCCACCCCCAGUAUGUUGCCUUCUACAAAUGGUUGCAAGAGGAUUUCCAGGCGGAUGCUGUGUUGCACUUUGGGAUGCAUGGCACGGUUGAGUGGCUUCCAGGAGCACCCCUGGGGAACACGGGGUUCUCAUGGUCAGACAUUCUCUUGGGCCACCUGCCCAAUGUGUAUGUGUACGCCUGCAAUAACCCAUCGGAGUCGAUCAUUGCAAAGCGGCGUGGCUAUGGCACUAUCAUCUCCCACAAUGUUCCUCCUUAUGGACGUGCGGGCCUGUACAAGCAGCUCGCUGAGCUGAAGAAUCUUCUGGCAGAAUUCAGAGAAAAUCCAAGAGACGAGAGCUCAGCUGCUUUGAAGGGUCCUAUCAUUCAGAACUUGAACAAUGCAGGCCUCCAAGACGACUGCCCCUUUAGGCCACCCACCGAAAAUGGGGAUGCUGCUUUCAAACUGACAGAGGAAAAUGUUCUUGAGGCCGAUGUUGAGGAAUUUGAGGAGUACGCUGGUCGCCUGUAUCAGUACCUCCAGGUAUUGGAGAAUAGGUUGUUCUCAGAGGGCCUGCAUGUGCUGGGAAGGGAGCCUUCCCCAGAACAGCUGACACAGUACCUGUCAGCAUACUUCGGGUCCGACCUGCCGGAAGAAGCUGUCAGUGCCGUGGUGGACACAGGCAGCAGUGGCGUUGAUGUAGUCAAGGAGAAGCUGAUGUUGAAUGGAACUACGCCAGAGCUGUCUCAGAAGAUCAAGGAAGCAGUGGACAUCAGGAACCUCCUAUCACAGAACACUGAAGAGAUUCGUCAGCUUGUUCGUGCACUUGAUGGGCAGUUCAUCCCUGCAGCCCCAGGUGGUGACCUGCUGCGUGAUGGUGCUGGUGUCCUGCCAACUGGCAGAAACAUCCAUGCAAUGGAUCCUUACAGAAUGCCAAGCCCUGCUGCAGUGGAACGUGGUCGUGCAGUUGCAGAGGCAAUUAUUCAGAAGCACAUGGCAGAAAAUGAUGGUUCAUGGCCGCAGACAUUAGCAGUAAAUCUGUGGGGAUUGGAUGCCAUCAAGACCAAAGGAGAGUCGGUAGCCAUUGUCCUCCACCUGAUUGGUGCCAGACCUUUCCAAGAGGAGAUGGGCCGUAUCGCUCGCUUUGAACUUAUGCCACUUGAAGAGUUGGGUCGACCCCGUGUGGAUGUGCUAUGCAACAUGAGUGGCAUUUUCAGAGAUUCUUUUCAGAACAUCGUUGAGCUGCUGGAUGAUGUCUUUCAGCGUGCCGCAGCUGCAGAUGAGCCUCCAGAGAAGAACUUCAUUCGAAAACAUGCUCUGGAGAUGGAGGAACAAGGCCUUGAAAACACUGGGGCUCGGCUGUUUUCAAAUCCAGCAGGAGACUAUGGCUCCAUGGUGAAUGAGAGAGUUGGAUCGUCUGACUGGGAAAGUGGUGAAGAGCUGGGCGGCACUUGGGAAUCAAGGAAUGCUUUCAGCUAUGGCCGAGGACAGGAAAAGGGCACUGCAAGGCCGGAGGUUCUGAAGGCCUUGUUGAAGACAACUGAUCGGAUAGUGCAAGAGAUAGAUUCUGUGGAAUAUGGCUUGACAGAUAUCCAGGAGUACUAUGCCAACACUGGUGCAUUGAAGGCAGCAGCUGAAUCAGCUCGCGAUGGUGAUAAGGUUGGCUGCAGCAUCGUGGAGACAUUCAGCAAAGAUGUGAACCCCAGAGAACUCGAUGAUGUGCUGCGAAUGGAGUACCGCACGAAGCUUUUGAAUCCAAGAUGGGCACAAGCGAUGGCAGAUCAGGGCUCGGGGGGCGCAUAUGAGAUAUCCUCAAGAAUGACAGCUAUGGUGGGGUGGGGAGCCACAAGCGGAUUUACCGAAGACUGGGUUUGGGAUCAGGCAUCGGAGACAUAUGCUCUGGACGCGGACAUGGCCAAUAAGCUGAGAGAAGCUAACCCACAGGCCUUUCGCAAUGUUCUGCGGCGUAUGCUGGAGGCCGCAGGAAGGGGCAUGUGGAAUGCGGAUAAAAACACUGUGGAGCAGCUACAGAAGAUGUACUCGGACAUUGAAGACCAGCUGGAAGGGGUGAACUGA